AUGCGUAUCCCAGCUGUGCUUGGGCUACUCUCCACCCUCUCGUUGGUCUUUGCCUCUGACCAUAUUCCCAGCCAUCGAUACCAUGAUGUACAUAAGCGGGUUGUUAAUGGAUCCGCCACAACAACAAAUGGCACCACACAGUAUGACUAUGUGGUAGUGGGCUCUGGCCCUGGAGGUGGCCCCCUCGCAGCACGGCUGGCUCUUGCUGGAUUCAAGGUCCUCCUCCUGGAUGCGGGAGAUGAUCAAGGAAAUGCUACCAGGCAGAUUGUGCCCGCUCUUCAGCUUCAGUCUACUGAAUAUGAGCCGAUGAGAUGGGAUUACUUCGUCAACCACUACUCGAACUUGACACGCCAGGAAGAGGACUCCAAGAUGACUUAUCGCACCCCAUCCGGUGAUCUUCAUGUCGGUGCCAAUGCGCCUAAUGGGUCAGAUCCAUUAGGCAUUCUGUACCCUCGUGCUGGUACCUUGGGUGGUUGCUCUGCUCAUAAUGCCAUGAUCACAAUCUACCCAUACGAUAAUGACUGGGAGAACCUCGCAGCUCUGACCGGCAACGAGUCAUGGUCCGCCUCCAACAUGCGAGGAUACUUUGAGAAGUUGGAGCGUAACAGAUACCUGCCAAGCAGCCUUGUUGGCCAUGGCUUUGACGGAUGGCUCACAACAAGUUUGACAGAUCUGCGCCUUGUCAUCGAGGACCAAAAACUUUUGUCAUUAAUUCUGGCUGGCGCAACUGCUGCAGGCACAAGUCUUCUGGGCAAAAUCAUUGAUACAGUUACGGGCCUAGCUGGAGUUCUACUACGCGAUAUGAACAAUGACAGUCCUCUGCACGAUUACCAGACUGGUCCAUUCCAGGUCCCACUCGCCGUCGAUGUACCCGAAUACAAGCGAACUGGUCCUCGCGACUUCCUCUUGUCGACUGUGAAUGCUGUCAAUGAUGACGGCUCCCGCAAAUACCACCUUGAUAUCCAGCUGAACACGCUUGUCACAAAAGUCACGUUCGAUAACACCGGAAGCAAGCCCCGAGCUACGGGAGUGGAAUACCUCGAGGGGCAAAGCCUCUACCGUGCUGAUCCUCGCGCUUCAAUGACUUCUGCUGGUGGUACCCCCGGCAGCGUGACUGCUGCCCGUGAAGUCAUCCUGUCAGCAGGCUCAUUCAACACUCCCCAGCUGCUGAAGCUGAGCGGAAUCGGCCCCAAGGCCGAGCUGGCCGAAUUCGGAAUCAAAACCCUCGUCGACCUGCCAGGUGUGGGCACUAACCUCCAAGAUCGCUACGAGACGGGCACGAUCGGCAAGUCCCCGACCGACUUCGUGCUCACGGAGAAAUGCACUUUCAUGUACACCCUUCCCGACCCUUGCCUGGACCAGUAUAACAAUGAUCCCCUGUGGAAGGGCACCUACACCACCAACGGCAUUGCCAUUGCGAUCAUCCGCCAAUCCUCCGUCGCUGACGACGAGCCCGAUCUUUUCAUCUCCGGCGCGCCCGUCAACUUCCCCGGCUACUACCCCAACUACGCCUACGAGGGUCUCGAGGAUGCCCAGCACUGGACUUGGAUCACCUUGAAAGCCCGCAGCCGCAACAACGCCGGCACCGUGCAGCUGCGCUCGAUCGAUCCCCGCGAUACCCCCCUCAUCAACUUCAACUCGUUUGACACCGGUGUGACGGCAGACGGUGCUGAUGACAAGGAUCUUCAGGCCGUGUAUGAGGCCAUGGAGUUCUCUCGCACCAUCUUUGAGGAUCUCAUCCCGCUUGAUGGUGGCUUCGAAGAAGUCUGGCCUGGUCCCAAUGUUACCACUGAGGCUGAGCUGAAGGACUUCAUUAAGCGCGAGGCUUGGGGACACCAUGCUUGCUGUACUGCGGCUAUUGGAGAGGAUGGCGAUCCGCAAGCUGUUUUGGAUGCGGACUUCCGGGUUCGUGGUGUUGAUGGGUUGCGUGUUGUUGACGCGUCUAUCUUCCCCAAGAUUCCGGGUUACUACAUUGCCUUGCCUAUUUAUAUCGUUAGUGAGAAGGCUGCGGAUGUUAUUAUUGCUGAUGCUAUGUAG
Molecule: messenger RNA, 2037 nt
Organism: Penicillium verhagenii
Lineage: Eukaryota; Fungi; Ascomycota; Eurotiomycetes; Eurotiales; Aspergillaceae
Product: GMC family oxidoreductase
Exons: 3
Coding region: 1-2037 (678 amino acids)
Molecular function (GO): oxidoreductase activity, acting on CH-OH group of donors; flavin adenine dinucleotide binding
Source: RefSeq, a predicted model, not a curated record